This is a messenger RNA of Empidonax traillii (willow flycatcher), 6301 nucleotides long. RefSeq names its product histone H2B 5-like. Bases 1430 to 1810 code for a protein of 126 amino acids. The record is from RefSeq and is a predicted model, not a curated record. Gene Ontology annotation, molecular function: protein heterodimerization activity; structural constituent of chromatin; DNA binding. The transcript has 2 exons. NCBI's taxonomy places the organism in Eukaryota, Metazoa, Chordata, Aves, Passeriformes, Tyrannidae. Gene Ontology annotation, cellular component: nucleosome.
CACUGUUUGUUGUGUUUUGUACUGCUUGUCAUUAACCCUUGAUCUCUUUUUUAUAGCUUAAGAAAUACAGGGAGUAUAUGCCGUAAGAAACCCUUUUAUUUCUCAUUCCUCUCACGUCCAGUCUUCUGGGUUCAGUGCUGGAGGGGCUGCCUCACGGAGUGGCUGCUGAGCAGCAUAAGCAAUAUUAUACAAUAUACAAUUUUGUAAUAUAUUUGUCUACCUCAGCGUGCUCCUCUAGCGCAAUGGAGAUGAGCUGUGGUUUGCUGCAUGGCAUCCUCCAGUGAGCCCCUGGAGAGGGUGGCCCUGACUCUGCUGCUUACCUCUAGCAGAUUCGUCUAUUUGCAGGGUGGUGACAUUUUGUGCUCACCAGUGUCCUCAUAUUUCACAUCAUCUCAUGCCCUUUGUGUGCUGCCUUUGUAAAUCUUUAUUUUUUGAGAUCAAGAAUUCAUGAAUCAAAAGAUGGGGGAGUGGGGAGGCUGAGUCAGAUUGUGAAAAAGGAAAGCCAAGUGAGAGUGUGCAAUUGCUUAUCACAUUUACAAACAUAGUUUCAUUCAUUCAUCUCCAUAUGUUGCUCCUGUUACUACUAAUAAAGCUCUGGUUUCUCAGACUGGAGCUGCCCUGGAAACACUGAUUUUCAUGGGUUUUUUACUUUAUAGCCUCUACAGUAUUUGUGUUACAGUAUAUUAUUUUCCUAAUUACCUUUUCAUUACAUUGAACAUGUUAAUAUCAGAAAGAAUUUGAUAAUAUGAAUGUACUUCCCACACAAUCCCUGUUGUUCCUAUUAUUUGAUGUGCAAAGGAGUGACAGAUUAUAUACCAGCAGCAAUUUGUUUCCCUCUAUUCUGGUAAGAUUUCCUAAUUAUAAAAACAAAAAAGCUUUUUCCCUGAGUGCACACCCCUGUUUGCUUCCUCUUUCUUUCCUCAUCUUGCUAAUGAUAGCCGACUCCAUCAUGGUGAUUUUGGAGCUGCUGGAAAUCUAGCUUUGUCUACUGAAAGAUUUCUACAGAAACCUUUAUAGGCAAAGGGAGCCAGAGAGCAAGUCUGCUUUAAGCAUGAUGGUGACUGAGGUUUUCUUCUCUGGCUGGGAGGUGUAACUGUGGAGUGUAUAGUAAUUAAUUUAAUUCAAUGUCGAGAGAAAAGGGGGAAGAAUUGUUGUAUUCGGGAAAAAAUAAGAGUCUUAAAAGUAUCAGAUGUAAGACUUAAGCAGCCAUUUCAAUGACCUUUGUGAUUUCUAUUUCAGACAAAAGGCAGCAACCUAGUACAAGGGUAUCAUUUGUCUUCUCCCAGCCUCAUCCUUUGUUCUCCUUGGGUUUAGCCUGUCACUUCCUAGGGUUUGGCUCUGUCCCUUGUUGGGACAGCAGCACUUCUCACCCGUGACUCUCAGAAGUGCUGUACCAGCAGCUCCAACACCCAGCGAAAGAUUUCUCAGGAUGCCAGAGCCAGCGAAGUCAACCUCAGCCCCUAAAAAGGGCUCCAAGAAAGCUGUGACAAAGACCCAGAAGAAGGGUGAUAAGAAGCGGCACAAAAGCAGGAAGGAGAGCUACUCCAUCUAUGUCUACAAGGUGCUGAAGCAGGUUCAUCCUGACACUGGCAUCUCCUCCAAGGCCAUGGGCAUCAUGAACUCUUUCGUCAAUGAUAUCUUUGAGCGCAUUGCUGGAGAAGCCUCCCGCCUGGCCCAUUACAACAAGCGCUCUACCAUCACCUCCCGGGAGAUCCAGACAGCCGUGCGCCUGCUGCUCCCAGGAGAGCUGGCCAAGCAUGCUGUCUCUGAGGGCACCAAGGCUGUCACCAAGUACACGAGCUCCAAGUAGCCGGACAUCACCUCUGCAACGGGAUCAUCAAGCACCAGGCCCUCCAUGCAAGCACGGGUAAGCAGCCAUGGUCUGGAUAAACGUCACAGCUAUUAUCCACAGCAAUUUGCAGCCUUGGGAUGGGCAUGAAAAGCUGCCCAGUGGAAGAGGAGACAGUGAUCUGGAUGUCAGCUGAUUUUCGUAGUCUGUUCAGGACGUGGAAAGGAUUUGUCAAGGCUGGUGGAGGAGGCUCUUGCUUUCACAUCUCAUUCAAAGAACUGACCAACCCUACUGUAUCCAGUCUCCUCUGUGCUUGGCAAACAUGCCUGUUUGGCACUGGCAGGGGAGACUGGCAGAGGCACAAUCCCUGAAGUCUUCCCGUUUGACUGCUUUGUCACAGUCAUCUGAUAUGGGCACUGAGGAGUCAGCACUGGCAUCCUCUCUCUCAUAGCCUGGAUCCCUCCUGGUGUGCAGUGGCUCAGCCCACCCUGUGCUGGCAGAAUCAACAGCUACCAGGCACAUAUUGAUUCAACAGCUAUCUGGGCUUGACAGCCUGUUUUAAAGAGCAAGCCUGGCAGGCGGGCAGAUGCUCAAGUUGAUACCAAGUGCUAAUCCUCCUCAUUGCUCCCGAUGAAUGAGCCGUGGAGCAGGCUGAGGGUGCUGGCGCUGCCCACUGCCUCCACCUUGUGCCAAGGUGGAGAGACGGACAAGGCGGGAUGUUGGGACUGGGUCACUACCUUUCCUAGCUACUGCUUUGCCUGCUUUAGGACUUGCUUUGAUGUGCCAGACUUUGCUAGUUCUGCUGCUUUUCACAGACUUUUCCUGCCUUGACGCUGCCUGGGCACUCCCUUCCACUGUAAGUGUGGGUGAGAAGGGGUGGGGCCCAUGAGGGUCCCCUCUCCUGCGAGCUCCAGGCUGGUACAGGACAAACAUUACAGAAGUGUUGGGAGGGGACUGAGGAUUUGGGAAGGCAUCUUGUAUGGGAGCAGAGGUGGCUAGUGUGUUUUGGGGGGAAAGAGGCCGGCUCGCUGCAGAGAUCGCUGCGGGCAGCUCACCUGGCCCUGCCUUCCCUGCUUUGUUCAGCAGUUAGAAAGCAAAACCAAAAACUGGGGCUGGGUGGAUAUACAGGGACACUUGCCUGCAUCCCAGAUAUUUUGAAGAUUACUCCCCACAACUUCUCAAAGUCCACAGUAAGGUGAGCAAUAAUAGGAUCUUGUUAAAAGCCAUAGAGAUUAGUGGAGGAAUAUCUUGGUUACAGGUUUAUCUUGCCCAGACUGCUGGAUAGCAGAAGAGCAUGUGUAGCACUGGUGUGAAGUUGAAACUUCCUACUCAAAACACAAAAUUAGCCAACAUUUUUUAAAAAAUCAAAGUCUCUGGUAGGCAGUAAUGCUCAGAUAAAAAAUGUGCAUGUCUAAAAUAACAACAGCUUUCUGCAACUUAUUCUGUAAAUAAAAGGAACAGCAAAGGCACAGGAUCCAGAACUAAGUGCAGAUUCUCCCUAAACUCCAGGACCUUGUUUUUAAUUGAAAAGUAAAUUCAUACUCCAAAAUAGCAGCCUUGCAGUACAUGUCUAACUUUCCCCUGCAUUUAUCUCUAUCAUGUUUCCUUAUGCUUUGAGAGUGAUUGGAACCUUUAAAAAAUUUACAUUGCUUUUGGAGCUGUAGGACUCUGCAUCUCCAGAAGAUUCAGUUAUUCCUUGGUUUUAUAACAGCAUUGCAGUCAUUUUCCAGUUGGUCUGAGGAGAGGACUGCAUAGACCUGCUCAACCAAGAGCACCUCAGAAACGAAGAGCAGGCUGGGUGUGUGAUCUCUGUGCAGGAGUGAAGGUCAAAUUGUUUAUGGGCUGCUCCCAGCCCCCUGCAUUGGUUUGAACAUCCCACACUUGAAAAGGGACUUUCCUACUCCACUCUGCUCAGUGAUAACACACAGCUGUGUUUCAUAGCCUAAUGCCAGCAGGAAUCUCUGGUGAUAUCUCUCAGAAAGAGCAACACCUGGUUAGUUGGCUGCCAGGACCCACAAGGAUCUGCUCCCAGGAACAGCACCUGUACUUAGCAGUAUUGGUAACCUGGGCCACUUGGCCAGGACACUUUGGAGGUGACAGCUUACUCCUUACAUUUGUUUUCCAGUCAAAUAGUCUAAAUCAGAUACCAAAGAUUAAAAUGUACCUGCAGUGGGCCUAGAGCCAUCAGAAAUCCAAACACUGAAUGAUGCAUAAGGGGAAUAUAGGGAGUGAAGGGCUGGUUGGCAUUGCUGGAGCUUUCUUCUUCUGUCCCUUUGAGCUGCAGGUCAGAAUUCAUCCUCUUGGGAAGUCAUCUUGAAGGUAGGAAUCCAAAGUAGAAUAAACCCACUCCAGUCCAAGCAGUGUGUGUAGGCCAGGACACACAUCUCCUAAUAUUACUUGGCACAGCCUCUAAACCCUCACUCUUUUGAGCAGACCAGAGUCCUACUUCAGUCUCCACAAGCUGCAGGAAAUCAGGAAAACAAAAUGAGAUGUCAGUCCUCCAGGGUCUCCUGGGCAGCUCAGGAAUGAGGCUGGUCACUUGGGCAAGAGCUGCUCCCCCAUACACCUACUCAAGAGUACCAGUCCCAUUUGCUUCUGCCACUGUUGCCACUCUCCAUUUUUGGAGGUUGUUUCAGAGAGAAGAGAGACAGUGAUUUAAGGCUACAAAAAUACCUGAACACUUAAACAGGAUUUUUAUAUUGCCUAAAGCCAAGUGACUGAGACUGAUCACAUCCAUCCAUUUAUAGUCUAGGUUGUCCUUUCACACAUCAUUUGCUCUUCAGUCUCCCUUUGUAUUUUUUUUUACUCUCCCCUGACAUUGUGAACCACAGGACUGAGGAACUGAUCUGUGUUAAAACGAAACAUUUUUUUCCCCUUCCUUGAAAGCUUUGUUUUAACCCAGUUUUGGUGGCUGCUCUGUUCUUGUCACUGUUGUACAGAUACUUUUGCCAGCGUAAGGAAGGGAUGAUCCAGGAAGGGCAAGGCUGGUACAAGCUAGGACUGACACAAAAAGCAGUUGAGAAGUUAAUGGCCCCAGUGUCAAGAAAAAAUGAGGAAAGGAAAUCUGAGUCUCCCACAGGGGUCCAGUUAGCAGCAAAGAUGGGGCUUUUAAAUAUGCCACUGUGGGUGUUACCCUUGCAGUGUCCCACAAGCAGUUUCUCUGGCAGUCCUGAUGCUGUAAAUCAGGUAAAUCCCAUUUCUGCAGAUCCCAGAGGACUCAAGUGUUUCACAAGUGCAAGAGAGCAGGUUGGGAAGGGGACUCCGCUCCCAUGCAGCCACCCAGCUGUAGCAGUUGGAGGAUCCUUGUUCAGGCAAAUCUGAAAGGCAGCCUGCCCUUCCUACGUCUGCCUGCUGCUGUACAGGAGCACACUCACAGCAGUUUAACAGGAAUUAUUUUGAAUGUGAUGAGCUUGGACUGAGCUUUAAUAUUAGAGGAAAUAGAAGGUGGUCUAAAAGUUCAAGGAUCAAUUGUUCACUAAUCUGAGGUGUGACAUACUUCACAGUUCCCUGAUAAGGAGAUUUGCUGCAGAAGAGGGGUUCUGCACACCUGUGCUUUUAAAAUAAUACAUAUUUCCAGAUCUGGAAUUGAUAAAACAUUUUAAAACUGAAGAUAAUAUACCAAGCACCACUGUCCCUAUCUGAUUCCUACUACAGUCCCAGGAGCAUCUCUGGGCCACUCCUGUGUUUUGUCCAUUAAAAAAGUAAAUCAACUACAGAUUAAAAGUUGGAAAGGAAGAUGAAAAAUGUAAUACAACCUUCCUAUUUACCUCAUAUUAACCCCAAGGACAUCACAGCAUUGAGUUAUUUGUUUUCAUGUACAAAAGAGAUAAAACAAGCUGCUAUGUAGAUCUACUUCUGAUUUUCCACCCUGCUUCCCUAGAAGGGCUUAAAGCCCAUCUGCCCUUCACAGCAGAGCUCAACCUACAGAGGAAUUGAGUGGCCACCUGCAUGAAGGGUUGCUCCUGCUCAGGACAGACAGCAUGGUGAAAACAAGGGUAGAAACAAGUGUGGAGGAAAGUGCUUGUCCUGAACACCACUGCAUGUCCUAGGGAGGGACACUACAGAGGACUGCCCAGCAGAGCUGUGUGGCUGUGCAGCCUUCUGUUCUGGUGACAGGCAGCCAUGCAGAUAGCUCCAAGUCCUGACCACCCCUAGAGCAGAGCUUGGCAUGGCCUCUGCACAGUCCUGAGCAUUUUUCCCAUCGUAGCAUUUCCUGAUGGUUUACAUCCAGAUCAAAUUGUUUACAGGGAAAGGAAGAAUGUGAACUACAACAUAAAAAUUAUUUGCUGGCAGAGUUUUGAGAGCUUCCUGGGACUGGCACCUGGGGAGCAAUCUUUCAUGCUUACUUCAUGCAUCAUAUCUCGUGGGCUUAUGUACACAGUUUUUCUGACAGUAAAUGUUACAUCAAGUAUGAUUCAUGUUGCUGCUGGUUUAUUACCUAUCUUAGUGCUAAUUACCUGUUUUCUGUUAAAUGUAUAAAUAAAAUGUAAAUGCCAACCUGUUGGAAAUCAA